AUGAUGCCCAGCCAACAGGACAUCCUCACACUGAUCAUAUUUUUUAUUGCUUCAACUGCUGCAGUGGCUGUUUUUGAUCGGAAUACUACUCGUCCAUAUGUUGUGAAGAAGAAUUGGGUGGAAAAUUUCGUCAGAUUCCAAUAUGUCUUCGAGAAAAGUUGUGUGCCAACUAAUCGAGACGAUGGCGAUCUACUGGACGUUGGCAAACGAUUUAUUGAUACCGAUUUUGUGUUCGCAUGUGAGGAAAACGAAGAUGGUGUGAUGAGCUACGACGCCGUCGUUCCACCACAAAGCUCCGAAAUCGCCGUCGGGGAGCGGAGGGAGGAAGAGGGGAGAGAGAAACAGAAGAAGAUAUCACCGACCGUGAACGCUACACAAUUAACGGGUCGCCUUAUGGAAUGCUUCCGUCCUCAUCACAGUUAUUAUGAAAGUCAUGUCAUUGGUAGGUUGCCGUUAAAAGAGGAGCAUUUUAUAAAACCCAGAGAGAAAAAUCGCUCAAUCAAAACCCAAGGGGAAAAGAAAAAAGAAAACCAAAACAGCUUAGAACUUAUUUACAUAUUACUGAGGCCUGCAAUUUAUAGCGGGGCAAUUAAUACGCGUUGCGCCAUUGGUCGUAUUGGUGUUCGUUUUGACGAGUUCGUCGAGUUGGAUCUUGGGAAGUACGCGCAAUGUGAGCAGGACGACACAGGCAACGUGAAACUUCGACCUGUGCAGCUAGACGGCUUAGGAGAAAUCCGUCCCUUUGAAACUAACCGGAACCCACUGCUGAAUCACAUCUCUUCAGACUUGUCGUGUACGCACAACAACCGCACCUAUGCUCAUCUCAGCACAUGGACAGACAACGAACGUGGCGCUCGAAUGACAUGCAACUAUGGAAAUCUCCAGAAAACA
Messenger RNA from Ostertagia ostertagi, 891 nucleotides. Lineage: Eukaryota; Metazoa; Nematoda; Chromadorea; Rhabditida; Trichostrongylidae. The record is from the annotation of a GenBank genome assembly.